UAGUCGUUUACGCUUAGCCAGCGGAAGCGAACGUCGCAAUCGGAAUCGGAGUCGCAGUCAGAAUCGGAAUCGAAAUUGGAUUCGAAUGAAACCGUGUUGUGUGUGCUGUGUGUGUUAUGUGUGUGCUAUGUUUGUUUGUCGUCAAGUGUUGUGUUGCUCGUCAGCAUCAUCUUUGUUUUUGUGCAUUGUCGAUGUGCUUAGACGUAGGUGCAGCUGCUGAAUAGCUGGUUUCAAGAGCCUACACAUUCAUUUCGCAAUACAUUAAUAAUCAUUUAUUAAAAUCCACAAAGUGUAAAGUGAUAAGUUGAAAUACAAAAGUGGUAAACGAAUGUAAAAUCAGGCAUUCUUAAAAGCUUAAACACAAAGCGUUGACUAAUUAACAUUUUGGAAUCAACGAUUAAAGUUGAAAGAGGGAAACCUGUUGCAGACAGAGCUGAAGUUAUAGCUGAAAGCGGAUAUACUUAAGAAAUAGAGCAGUUCUCAAAGAUGCAGAUGUAAGUAGGUGACAAGGACUCAUGGCCAUGCAGGAUAUACGACUACGUCUCGAGCCGCAACACAAUACAGCAGCGUUCUCCAACUUGCCACCAGUAAUAGCAACAGCAACAAAAACAACAACAACAACUCUCAUCUCAUCGACUUCGGAGACCGCGGAGACAACGCUCAUUGAAACUGGCGAUACGACUGGCUCGCUGAAGGACUCGCCCAGGAGCCGGUCCUUUGCACAACUGCUGCCCGAGCUAAGCUUCAGCGCACCAACAACAACAGCAGCACAGCAGCAGCAACUACAGAAUUAUUACCAUCAUCAUCAUCAUCCGCAUCCGCAUUCGCAUUCGCAUCCGCAUUUGCAUCCGGCUCAACGUCGAGCAUCGCCCCGACAUCAGGUGGAGCAGCUGCAGCUGGUGCACAGCCAUCACGUCCAGCACAGCCACGAUGGGAACGAGGAGCAGGAACAACAGCAAUUGCCACGCUCUCCCAGCUCCGAGGAGGACAAUUCCCCAACUGAAAUGAAUAAUUGUCGUCGUCUGGUUGAUAAGCCACCGCUGGUGAAACGCCUCACCAUGGGCAUUGGCCUGUUGCAACGUGGCAACGAGGAUAGCCGCCCCUUGGUGCACAACACCAACUGUUCGUCCUCGUUGAACUCCGGCUCAUCGCAGACCAUAUCCGAUGGCUAUGUGAACGAAGCCAUCUGUGAGCCCGAUAAAUAUGUGGCCAGCAAAUUCGGUGACUCCUGUCGACAAUCUCUGACGGCUCUCGAAACGGCCAAUCAUCGUCUGCAAUCAGAACUGCCCAACAACAAGAAAUAUCUAAGGGAAACCUGCAGCGCCAACUCCAGUCCGAAGCUGUUUGCGGCGAAUUCAUCACUGCGAUUGGACAAUCUCAGUUUAGCGGAGCAGCAGGAGCUGAAGGGCGCCGCGUGGUAUCAGGCGGGCAUACCACGUGAGAUCUCACUGGAGGUGCUCUCACGCCAGAGUCCGGGCGCGUUCCUGGUGCGUCAGAGCAGCACCAAACCGGGCUGCUUUGCAUUAUCCUUGCGUGUGCCGCCCCCCUCGCCACGAGUCGCCCACUACUUGAUCCUGCGCACCCCGAGGGGAUACAAGAUUAAGGGCUUCACAAAGGAGUUCAGUUCGCUGCGAGCACUGAUAACGCAUCAUUCCGUUAUGCCAGAGUUGCUACCCGUACCGUUAACUCUCCCACGGCCCGCUCACAUGCGAGCACAGGCACAGCAGCAGUAUGGAAACGGGGGCGGAGGGGGCGGAGCUGGCGGGGCUGGUGACUUUGAGAUGUAUGGAUCAUUGAAUGACUUUCGCAAAAUGAUGGCCGAUUUGAAUGUGUGACCAGAUGGGCAAAAGGCCACAGCUACACAAAUCCAAGCAAACACACACAUAUAUAUGUAUAGGUGUAUGUGUAACUAAUUAAGUAAUUAUGUCACGUUGAUUGAAUUAAGCUGGACAGGAGGAAGGGACGAAGGGACCGCCUCUGUCAGUCUGUCUGUCUGGGCGGGAUAACAAUCUGUUUAAUUUGCUUAAUUGGAUGUGCGAGCUGUGUACGAGUAACGGUUAACACUACGCAAUGCAAAAAAAGUGCUGUAACAUUUUUUAUGAAAACUCAUAAUGAAAGCUAAGUAGAGUGUUGGCCGAGGGGGGCUUAUGCAACAGGGAGGGGAGAGUCAUUUAUCCAGGCACAAAUAAAUAUAAAACAAACCCGCUCAAAACAUUUUUUAUGUCACCAAUU
Molecule: messenger RNA, 2232 nt
Organism: Drosophila grimshawi
Lineage: Eukaryota; Metazoa; Arthropoda; Insecta; Diptera; Drosophilidae
Gene: Egfrap
Exons: 7
Coding region: 516-1835 (439 amino acids)
Source: RefSeq, a predicted model, not a curated record